CCGCUCAAGUAGAACAACGUGUUGAUCAUAACACAAAUAAAAAAAAAACUGAUAAACUGAUGACGCACUAUGUGGACUACGUGAAUAUAUGUAAAAUUUGUGAAAAAAUUUGUAAUAACAAUUAAAUCGGAAUGGAGAAUAUGAAUAUAAACUGCUUGUUUGAGUUAUUCAAACAAAUAAAAAUCUUAUGUGAAACAGAGCAUUGUAAUUCCGAUGAAGUAUCUAUAAAAUAUUCGAAUCUUAUUCAAUUUGUAGUGUCAAAUGAAUGGAUACGUAAACAGUUUAGGCAUUGGGAUGAACAACUUUAUAGUGACCUUGCAAUACAUGAAUAUGAAGAAAAACAAAAAGAAAUUUGUGUUUUGUUUGCUGCAAUUUAUGCUGCCGUGCAUAAUUUCACACAAAGAGAAAAGGAAGCAGUAUUUACGUUUUGGAUAAAUAAAAUUAAAGAAAAAAUUUAUUUAGAAAAAAUUAUAUUGCGAUAUACAACUAACAUACAUUAUGAUUACCAUAUGGAAUUUUUCGAUGACAUUUUGAGGGCAAUGGAGAAAAAACCCUUUAUAAAACAUUUGGUUAUAGACAUGAAAGACUACACUAUGCCGCAUUUAAGCAAAUUUCGCAAUCUCAGAACAUUGACUUUAAACGUCAAAAUAGACGAUAUGGAAGAUUUGGUAGAACUUGUGAAAUCAAGUCCAGACUUGCGUCAACUUAACGUCUGGAAUAAUGAAAUUCGUGGCAGAUUGUCCGAUAUUACUUUAGGUGGUAAUACCUUGCAAAAUUUAAAAACAUUCGGUUUUCUAAUGAAGCUUGAUGUUGAUGCUGUACAAUAUGCAAAUUUCGGAAAAUUACCAAAACUGGAACGCCUUAACAUAAAAGGCGAACAUGAGAUCGGUUCAUUAAAGCAUCUUUUUAAUUGUUUUGCAAAACAAUCUAUCAAAAAUUUACGUCAUCUUAUUUUAAACGAUGCCGACUUGAAUGAUGAAGAGAUUCAAAUUAUCUCUCAGAUAAAAUCAAUAGAAAAACUGAUGUGUGGAUUCGUUCAACCGGAAAGUAUUGCCCAAUUGUCACAAAUUGAUCAGCUAACAAAGUUAAUUAUACUAUCAGAACAUGAAGUUUCAGAAUUAUUACCUCAUAUACUUUACAUUUUAAUGUCAACCAAAUGUCCGCAAAUAUUUGUUUCUUUUCAUCAAGGAAGCAUGCAUUACUUUAGAAGCAAAGAAUAUUUAUUAUGGGUUAUUAAACCAUUUGUCAUUAAUGCAUCUGAAUAUGCUUCUCUUGGCCAAUUUACAAAUUUGCGAAAUUUGGAAAUUGCUGCAAAGAAUCUUAGGAGUGGCUCCCUACAAAAUAUAUUUAAAGAAUUUGCAAACAGAGUGCCACAGACUCUUGAGCAAUUGAAAAUGACAAAUAAAAUGUUGACCGAUAUAGAUUUUUGUGAUUCUAAGAGUAAAAUGGGCUUAAAUUCAAAUGAGAUUAUUCAAAUUGCGUCUAUUAAAUCAUUGAAAAGCGUCGAUUGUGUUUUUAGUGAGAUGGUUAACAUUGAAGUUUUGGGUCAUUUACCGGAACUGGAGGAAUUGUCUAUUAAUGUGCCAUCAAGAUUAAUUAAUUAUGACACUAAAGGAAUUGAAAACCUUAUCAGACUACUAGCUUGCAAACACAAUUCAACUUUAAAAUUCUUAAAUAUAUCCAAACUACCAAUUGGUUUGCCUUUAACAAUGCAAUUAUCUGAUAUUAAAUCUUUGAGAACUUUAAAAUGCACAUUUACAGAUAAUCGUAGCAUAGAAUGCCUCAGCGGACUCUAUAAUCUUGAAGAUGUUGAGAUAAAAUCAAAAGAAGAACUUCAUGGUAUUUGUGAUAUAAUUUUACAAAUUAUAUCCACAACAAACAUUAGUUUUAAAAUCAAAAACGCAGUCUCUAUAAAAAGUUUUAAUGGCGAAACGGAAAUAGAAUUAUUUUUACAUAACCAAAAAAGCGUAACUCAUUUGGCUCCCCUAGGAAAAGUGCAGAAGUGCCAUAGUUUUGUUGUCAGCAAUGUCAAUAUCAAAAAUAUCAACUUGUUACUUCAUUAUCUUCCUUAUAAUGAAAAUCUAAAAAUAUUGCAUCUUGGUACAUUUGCAAUAAAUUAUGAAGAUUCACUUCUUGUACGAAAUAUAAAAAAAUUGGAAAAACUGAUAUGCGGUUUUUCCGAUCCUAAAUGUUUUGAAGUCAUAUUUUCAAAUACAAAAUUAAAGAAAAUUCACAUAACUGACAAUGAAUUUUCACCCCAAAUAUUUCAUUUCUUAGCCAAAUCCAAUGGAGAAGUUAUUAUUGAUAAUAGUUUGCGACGAAUAAAGUAUUAUAAAAAUCAAGAAAAGUUAAUUCUAGAAAAUCAAUCAUGGCAUCGAUUUAUUUAUGAUGCCAGUGAUUAUGGUUUUCUCGGUAAAUUGAAAAAUGUACGAACUCUUCAUAUAAUUGGUGAUAACGAGGAAGGUACUUUAACAAAUCUUUUCUUAAAUUUGGCAUUAACAGGCAGUCUUGAGGAAUUGAUAAUUGAACAAUCAAUCGAUAAAAACAUUGAUGAGGAUGAAAAUAUUGCCAAUACUAUAGUUACUAUAAAUUCUCAAGAAGUGUUGCAAGUAGCAAAAAUUGAAACCCUUAAAAGACUUAAAUGUGGUUUUUUGAACACCAAAAAUAUUGAGACACUCGCCCAACUAAAGAAUUUAGAGGAACUUACUAUUACCAAAAUUGAACCUGGCUCCUUACAAAUACUUUUUAAGGAAUUCUCAAAUCAAUCACUAUCAGAUCUUCGUUACGUGUCCAUAGAAAGCCAAGAAAUAAAUAACGAUGACUUACGAGCAAUCGCCAGUAAAAAGUUGUUAAAAACAUUGAAAUGUACGAUUAACAAUAUAAAUAACAAUAAUGAUAAUUUUCCAGAACUACCAAAUCUCACUGAUCUAUGUAUAAGAUCACAAUCCGAGAGCAGAGUAUCCAAUCAACUUAGUUUAUUUACGAAUUCUCCUUUGCAGAAUGUUGAAAUCUUGGGAGAUCCGUUAGAUGAUCAAGAUAUGUUAGCAUUGGCAGAGUACAAAUUAUUAAAAAGUUUGCAUUUUAAUUUCAGACAAUUGCAGAGCGAAAAUAAUUUGUUUGCAUUCAAUGAACUGGAGGAACUAUAUAUUAAAUUUAAUGAUGAAUUUUAUUUUAUGGAAAUCCCAUUGAAUUUUUUCACAUUUUCGCCAAAUAUUAGAAAACUAGUUCUAAGAAAUAUAACAAUUAAGUGUACAGAUAUUACGAACAUUUUAAAAUUAACAGCUUUAAGAUCUCUAGAUUGUAGUCUCGAUAUUAAAGAGAAUACAAAUUUGGAUCGACUUGCCAAACUUGAGGAGUUGAUAAUCACACCUCAAGAAGAUUCUCUUAAAAUUAUUCUUCAAUUUUUAACCGCAAAUGGAUCAGCGAGUCUUAAGCAUUUGGUCAUUUAUGAAUCUCAUUUGGACAUGGAGGAUUCUCUUCAACUAUCAAAUAUGAUAUCAUUGUUAAGAUUGGAGUGCAGAUUUCUUUAUGAUGAUUCUCUGCACCAUUUAACAAAACUCAAGAACUUGGAAAUAUUGACCAUUACCGAUUUAGUAAAUCGUAAGGAUAUUUCGAAUUAUCUCCUAGAUAUUAUGAAAAAUUGCACCAAACUGCAAACAAUUGACUUUUCCGAUUGUGAAGCAGAUAUCAGCUGGGAUUUUUUUUAUAAAACUUUGGAUUUAUUGAAAAGUUUUAGAAAUCCAGAUGAAGAAAAUCCAUUACAUAUGGGAGUUCCUUCAGGUCCAAAUAUGCAUAAAUAUAAUCUGUUAUCUGGUGAACAACAAUAUUUAAAGAUUCUUCAAUUCUAAAAAUCAAUGAUAACUUUCCGCUGUAUUUUAGAUACAUAUACUACUGGAUUUAAAAGAUAUCUGAUGCCCUUUUUAAUAUGAAGCGGACGUAAAUGUUUGAGCGAAAAUCCCAAGACAAUAUGGAGGGCCGCCCAGGUUUUCUACAUUUCACUCAUUAUAUUAUAUAUGUAUCAUAUAUACAUAUGUAUGUAUAUGGAUCUAA
Messenger RNA from Drosophila willistoni, 4050 nucleotides. RefSeq lists its product as uncharacterized. Gene Ontology annotation, biological process: SCF-dependent proteasomal ubiquitin-dependent protein catabolic process. The transcript has 4 exons. Lineage: Eukaryota; Metazoa; Arthropoda; Insecta; Diptera; Drosophilidae. The coding region runs from base 132 to 3848 and encodes 1238 amino acids. Gene Ontology annotation, cellular component: SCF ubiquitin ligase complex. The record is from RefSeq and is a predicted model, not a curated record.